AUGGAGAGCCUGGAGCGUCUUCAAGGGCUUCACGCCGACUUGGUAGCCUUCACUGAGGGGCGGCUGGCCAACAUCGAUCGACUGGUACAGGAACUCCAAGGCACCGUGUCUGAUUUCAGGAAACUCUUGGACAAGCCUACGCCCUCGGCCGACGAUCGCGAAAGGUAUAACAGCGGCAAGAUUCAAAUCGAUCAGCAGGAAUUUGGUAUCAAUGACGAAUUCAAGCACAUCAGCCGGGCCGUUGGCACCACUCUUGAUCUGGAUGAGAUUGAGGCUGGUCGACUCCUGAUUCAAAACCACGGAGGUUCCAUCACAAACAGCCAAUCGUUCGUUGCGCUCUCAGUAAGCGCAUUCCAUAACCGGCGCGAUCUCCUCCUUCAGUCCUUGCGCAUUACCUUUGAACAAUCCCUUGUUGAAGAACUCGACCAGGAUUACAAAAAUGCAUUGGCAAAUGUUAUUGCGGACGUCCUAGAUAUUCAGUCCGGCGUUGUGGCAAAUGGCUCAUUAUUUACGAGAAAGUGCAUUGACACCUUGGGAGACAUUGAGAGUUUUCAGGCCAGAAUCUCGGAUGCUCUCCAGAGCAAAGCCAUCCUGGGUGAACCACGCGGACCAGAAUUCUACGUCACUUUUGAGUUUCAAAGAGACAGCCUUUUCAAGCAGCAUGAGGCAUUGGCAUCCAUUCUUGCCUUCCUCUUCCGCGGGGACUAUACAAAUUCUGAAGACCUACGCAAACUUCAUAAUGUGGCCAAAGCCUGGACACGUCUUGAUUUUAAUUUGAUCCAUUACCUUCCCGCUUUCUCCUCCGCUUUUCGACGCUAUGGCUCGUUAGAAAGUGGUCAGAUUCAAGCUGAUCAGGCUGACUCCUUGAAUUCUGUCCUAAGCACUAUUCCCAAAGAUCAUUCGUCUACAGCUUCUCGCCCUUUCAAUACAGUACUUGUGCUACUGUGGACGGUCGAGUACAGUAGUCGUUUUCGGGACACGCUCGACGACAGAAGUCGAGAUAAACGAGCUGGCGUCGUAAGAACCGCACUACAGGAUGAUGCUCUGGGGUUCUUGCUGCAGAUAUGUAUCACAACAAACGCCGAUGUCUGGAGACAUCCCGCAAGACAGGAAUUGGUCUCCCUACUUCUCAGCGAGACCACUGCGGUUUCUCUGGAUGGUGAUCAAACCUCUACCUACUUUCGAGCCUUACUCAUGGAAUCUCUGGAGAAUUUUGUCGAGGCUUUCAUCACGAACAUGCCGGACUCCAUACGCCGCCUGAAAACAGAGGAGGAUGAUCAGCGACUAAAUCAGUUGAUUGCAGUCCAGGAGGGUUUGCCACUUAAUCACAGUGAUGGAAGCGUAAGCAAGCUCCAUCUCGAAUCUUUCCUCCUUCUCAUCUCCUAUGCAUUUGAGCAGCGGCCUGAUGCUGCCUCCCAAUGGUGGGAGGACUCCGACAAUAAUCUUUACGGUUUUUUGCAAUGGGCAUCUUCAAGGCAGACAGUGCCAAGAGUGAGCGCAUUCUGUGAGCUUUUGUGUUCCAUCUCAGAAGACAAGGAAUGUGCCGAAGCAACACACAAAUUUUUGCUAGACGAGUCAUUGCCAGCCUCCUCCCGCGGCCGAAGAAAUCCUUCAAUGAAUUACAACGAGAUGUUUGAGGUCCUAGAACUCUACGCCAAUAAGGUACACGAACGGGUUACUAUAUCACAAAUCCCGAGUGCAAGGAAGAUAGACCCGACAGACAUGAAUGAAUUGGAAAGUCCAGUCAUGUUAUCCUGCUACCUUCGUCUCUUGGCCCACCUGUGCAAACAGCCGAGCGAGACACGCAGCUUCAUUCUGGAGUCACGGCCAAGCUUCUCACAGUCUCUGCUUAUUCUCAGUUCCGGACCAGUACCCAGUUAUCUGAAGGCCAGCAUAUUUGCCACCUUGGAUGCUUUGCUCACAGACAAAACCCUACAGACCACGACCGAGAUGUGGCAAACUUUGGACACCUGGACAUCAGUUGGACAUGAUGGCCUCCGUGUGCCGGCUACACUCCCAGCUCAACCCCUGAGGCCCACGACUUCUAGAUUGUUGAGUACCCUCAAUUCGAUAGCACUUUCGUUUGACCAGUACGAUACCUUUGUGGUAUUUCUACGUGAUCUAAUAACCCCCAAUCCUUCGACGGGUUCCAGUGCCGACCUCCUUCCAUUUCCAAUCGAUCUCGGCUCGUCCUACCGCGUUCCCGGAAUAGCUCCAUACGUUGAUUUUGUGUGUGGGCAAGUCUUCGUUAAGCGGAUACCGGAGCUGAACGAUGAGACACAGCGCCUGAUUGGAGUCUUUCACUGUUUGGAGUUUAUAGCCACUGGUAUAGAGGGUUUCAAUGAGGAUUAUGUGACAAUGUUGGAUCGUUCUAGUGCCACCAAGCAAUCGCCAUCAGAAUUACCUCCAACUGCUGUCUAUGCUCAACACAGUCCCUUUGCAAGGCUGAUGCAAUGGGUUCUGAGCACGGAUUUGAACAAAUUGAUCAUGGAAUCGUUGCUCGUCGACCCCGAAACGGUAGAAGCAGCCGCUCAGGAGUCGCCUUUGCUGCUAGGUCUCCAGCGUGCCAUUGAUAUUGUCAAUCGGCUUCUUGACCUACAGCCAACGUACUUUGACAUCGUGAAGCCUUUGAACCAAUCUCUUCUCGCAGAGCAACGCAACAUACGAUCAAGCAUUGCCUGUAUUGAGGACUCUAUUGUGGCACAUCCUCAAGUUGUCCUUAAACUGUGCCAGUUCGCUGCGACAAGUCAUUCGGACUUGGCGCUUCGAUCUCUGGCACUUCUCCAGAAACUUUCCAGUUCUGCCAAGCUCAACAAUCACUUUUUGACAGCAGAGAUCGUGCGCGGUCGUUCAACUAGGCUCAUUGAUGCACUUGGUCCGAAUGCGAGCUUCGAGUUGCAGCCAGUGUCAGCGAAUCUAUCUGCAAGACUAGCCGUGGAUAUGCGAGAGCUUGAGGACGGCUUCCAGUCUGUCGGCUACUUGAUCAAAGAUGGUAUCCUAACCUUUUUCAGCGCCUGUCUCGAGACACAACCCGACCUACCGAAUGUUGCACAUGUUCUCCUCGGCUUUGAUCGUCUCGGUGAAACAUUAGCUCUCUCAGAUUCUCUUGAUGAAGGCACGGCAGUUUUCAACACCCUGACCGACUUGAUUCAGAGCUAUCCCAGUGCGGAUGCCGGAGACUUUAUGUCAUGGCUGAUACAUAUACGGACGGUCACCCUUCGCGUACUCAGACAUUUGUGGACCUCACCUUUAUCCAAUGAGAUUGUUAUCGGUCAAUUGCGCCGACUACAGUUUCUGCAGACACAAUACAUUCAACAACCAGUUAUUUCGCCUCAGACCUUAUGGGAUGGGAAUUCGAUUUCACAUCCCCUAUUCUGGUACACCACAUCUGCCGAAGCUCUUGCUGAGUUUUUCGCUUAUCGUGCCUCACUAUAUCACUACUCUGCGACCGAAUUGAGAGCUGCAGCGGCGGGUGAACUAACCAAUACUCUACGAACAGCGUUAUCGACACUUCAAGGCAAAACAACUGAUACCGAUGGCUCGUUGAUCUUGCACGCAGAUAUCUACGCGUUGCUAGACUUCUUGGAGUUGGAUCUGACUGUUACCUUCAACCUCGAUGUCAACUAUUACGACGAUAUUGACUUCAGCAUGUUCAGGAUAGAAAGUGAAGGACCUACAAGUGUCCACGAUCUCAAGUUAGCGCGCGAGUGGUUGAAUGCCGCUAAAACUAGUCGCCUUGAAAGAGUUUCCGAAAAACAGCGUAAUGUGAUUGAAUCACAGCUGAUAACAGAGGCCAACAGCAUUAUCCUUAUCCUAGAAGCUCAAAAUCGCGCCGAUUUUGCCCGGAAGAUGCGGACAGAGACUCUACACGAGUAUGUUGACUUGGUAAUUGCAGUCGUCGAGUGCUGUCCCAUGGACUCGAAUACAACUUCUCAGUUCAUUCUUCGCAUGUUGCAAAUUAUGCUACCCAAGCUUGAUGCGUACAUCGCCGAAGAAUCUUCUGAUGUAUUGGAUCUCGCUAGAGCAGCUGAUGCUUUACUGUUUACCCUCUUUGGAACACCAGAAACUAAUUCUCAUACGGAGGAUAUGAUCACCGAGAAACUGUUUCAACUUUUCAGGGCUUCGAUUGAAGGAAUCCCAGCAUCUCAGACGAGUCCCGCCUUGCGAACGACAUUAUACAGCAUCUGCGUGCAAUAUUUGAGCCGUCUUAUCUCAAACAGUGAUUCAAAUUCUGACGUCAACGCUAGGUCCCGAAAGAAUGCCAUGGAUUGUGUUCGAUCCGCCAGUGCACGUUUAAUCCAGAUAAUAUGCGACGAUGCCGACGAUGGUAUCGACGCCUGCCGCAUAAAUGCAUUCAACCUCCUCGGGCUCCUUACAUCUCUAGCUCGAACCGAGAACUCUUCUUUGGUUAUCAAGUCACUUCUCAAGGCAAACGCGCUUGAAAUCUUCAUCGAUCCUCUGAAAUACAUUGCUGCAGAGUUCAAGGGUGCAGAGCCAGCUAAUCGCCCUCAUCUCCUCUCCGUCUUCGAGGCAAGAAUGCUUGUCCUCUUGCAAAUCUCACGUACCCGUGAGGGUGCCGGUGCGCUUCUCGAUGCAGGAUUGAUGUCCGUGACGCGCGACUCGGCUCUAUUCCAGACCGACCCAGAUCUAGGCAUCGCGAUGCCAUCCAGCAACGGCGAGUCCGCCUCUUCCAGUCUCGCAACCACGGCCCACCACGCUCUGCGUACAUACUACACCCUCGUCGCGUCGACACUCCGGCUACUGCUCUCGGCGUUCAUGUCCCGCGGCCCUCAAAACGAGCAAAUCCAAUACCAGGCUCGUGCAUUUUUGACCGAUUACCGCCCUCACAUGGUUGGUAUCUUCAAGAAAUACGCAGGCGUAACUGGGAAAGUCAAUGAGAAGAGCAUUCCUUACCUUGCUGAGUGUGUGAGGUCUUACACCGGCUUGGUUGCUCUCUGUGGAUUUGUUGAUGUGAGUUUUGAUCAAUCUCCCCGUCCUUUCAUCCCUGGUUGA
Molecule: messenger RNA, 5013 nt
Organism: Exophiala aquamarina CBS 119918
Lineage: Eukaryota; Fungi; Ascomycota; Eurotiomycetes; Chaetothyriales; Herpotrichiellaceae
Exons: 3
Coding region: 1-5013 (1670 amino acids)
Biological process (GO): nuclear pore organization
Cellular component (GO): nuclear pore inner ring; nuclear pore
Molecular function (GO): structural constituent of nuclear pore
Source: RefSeq, a predicted model, not a curated record